Messenger RNA from Solea senegalensis (Senegalese sole), 3528 nucleotides. RefSeq names its product Rho family GTPase 1b (gene rnd1b). The coding region runs from base 132 to 830 and encodes 232 amino acids. Gene Ontology annotation, molecular function: GTPase activity; GTP binding. The transcript has 5 exons. Gene Ontology annotation, biological process: small GTPase-mediated signal transduction. The record is from RefSeq and is a predicted model, not a curated record. NCBI's taxonomy places the organism in Eukaryota, Metazoa, Chordata, Actinopteri, Pleuronectiformes, Soleidae.
CAGUGGCAAAUUCAAUCAGAUCAACUGCGGACAUCCUGAGAGAACUGGACGCACAAUUCUGAGCUGUUUGCUGCCUGAUUAUCGUUUUGUUUUUUUUGACGAAUUAAAAACACUGGGACACUCUGACCACCAUGAAGGAGAGGAGAAACACACAGCCGCUCGUCGUCAGAUGUAAACUGGUCCUUGUUGGAGAUGUUCAAUGCGGAAAAACUGCGAUGUUGCAAGUCCUUGCGAAGGACUGUUAUCCAGAGACCUACGUGCCCACGGUGUUCGAGAACUACACAGCCUGCCUGGAGCUGGAGGAGCAGCGAGUGGAGCUCAGUCUGUGGGAUACUUCAGGUUCUCCAUAUUAUGAUAACGUGAGGCCCCUUUGCUACAGUGACUCUGAUGCAGUUCUGCUGUGUUUUGACAUCAGCCGUCCUGACACAGUGGACGGUAGUCUGAAGAAGUGGAAAACCGAGAUCCUAGACUUCUGUCCCAGCACACGUAUCCUGCUCGUUGGCUGUAAGAUUGACCUGCGCACAGAUGUCUGCACGCUGAUGGAACUGUCCAAUCAGAAACAGACUCCCAUCACCUACGAGCAGGGCUCUGCUAUGGCCAAGCAGCUGGGUGCAGAGGCGUAUCUGGAGUGCUCGGCAUUCACCUCAGAAAAAAGCAUCCACAGUGUGUUUCGCACCGCAGCUAUGGCCUGCAUCAACAAGCUGCAGGCUCUCCCAAAGUCCAGCCCCACCCGCCGCCUCUCCAAAAGACUCCUCCACCUGCCCAGCAAGUCAGAUUUGCUCUCCUCCACCUUCAAGAAGGAGAAGGCCAAGAGCUGCUCGGUCAUGUGAGUGAAGACCUCGUGGGUUACAGUCCUCACAUGCAACCCCAACCCCCUGCCGUUUUGGUCUUGGGGAAGGGGGGGUGGGCAUGAUGGUUUUAUCAGGGCUUCCUGCUGAAUCCUUCCCUCACCCCCCCAAAAAACCAAACACCCCUCAGAAGAGGUGGACACCUCGCUGUCCACUUGCUCCUGAACCUUUUAGUGCACAUCCAUCUUUUCCCACAACUGUUUAUCUUGCUUUCAAACAAACAAAAACCGGUCAAGGUUUGAUCAUUGAGCUAUCAUGUUUUCACCUGUAAACAGUAUGCAACUACAAUGGUGUAACAUCCGUCCAAUUUUACUCUCUCUAGGCACAUGUUGAGUUUGUCCAAAUUGGAAAUGUGCAACGUGUGACGUUUAAUCUUGUGAUGUAAAUGCCUCUUAGACAACUCAAUGGAUAUUUUUCUAAGUGCAAAAAUAAAUCUAGCAUGAAACCGUCAGGAAUUAGCUAAAUCCUGUACAUCCCUCUUAGCAAGGUGUGUGAUGUGCAAAACAGCUUGUCACUAUAGUCCCCAUUUAGGCCUGUGAAAGCACACAGAUGUAGAGGGACGAACCAUAGAAGUGAGAGCUAUUACACAGAGGGCUGCUCUCGUCGUCUUGAGGGUGACGAGAGCAGGGAGAAGAGAUUUUGAGUGCUGGCUGCUAUGCAGAUACCAGUCUAGACUACACCAACCUGCAUGGGUUGUGGAUGCAUGGUUGCGUAGCUCUGGACAGCACAGCUCCAUGGGCUUUCAGUGGAAUAAUUCGAGAAGACUGAAGGGGCUCUGUGUGUACAAAGGGAAGUGUAGUUGUACUUCCAGUGUCUCUGCUGACACAGCUGGAAACUACUUUUAAUGUCAGUGAUGAGACGGAUACAUUUAAACCCAUGAGAAGAGACACUUAAGCAUCAACACAAACGAUUCAAUGCUGAGCUGCUGAAAGUUAUUUAUGAAGCCGUGGUUGUUUAUUGAAAGGCCAGUGCUACAGUAUGAGGCAUUCUUAAAAGCAUAGGAAGAUGCCUACCGAAUUCAGGCUUGCUGCUAACAGAUCAAUCUGUUUUGUAAUUUCAAAUGUUCCUCAAAAGAUUUGUAGCAUUGCAUUGUUUACAGUUUUCCAACAAUUCUCAGAUGAUAUGCAGUUUUGAAAAAUGCCUUUCAUAUUAGAUUUUUUGACAACUGUACUAUGCCUGUGGUUUUCUCUCAUUUGCAACAACCUAAUGUAGCACUCCCAACCUAACUACUCUUCCAGGAUGACUCUAGCUUGUGCAGUACCCUCUUGUUAAUCUAUUGACCUCCAAUAAGCAGCACUUAAUGUAGGCAACAAUGUCUUCAAAGCGAAACGUGGAGUCUUUUAUGAGCUUAAAUCUUUGGCUUCAUGGUGUGUGUGCAGCAUUGAUCUCUGUGCUUCUAACCAUAAAGCAAUAAUGAUUUAAGUGCUUGUGACGCAAGGUAACCUGUGUGGCAAUAAAGAUGGGGCUUUGCGAUUACUGUCAUGCUAUAAGUGCUCCGUGGACAUCUGACGGAAAACCGUCUCUGCUGUACAAAGAGGCUGCUGAUCUGUGUUUGACCCUCCUCCCCCUGUAAGUAGCCACUGGUAUAUAGAAUAGCCAGUGACGAUGAUGUGCCAGGAAAAAGAUGUGAAUAAGAGGGAACCACAAUUUUUGUGUCAAAAGAUGCUUGAAUUUAUCGUCAAUUUUACAUAAUCAUAAAAAAAAAUAGUAGAAAGGCUUGAGAUGCUUGUGUGAGUUGACAGUGAUAUGCUUUCAAAAUUGGAAAUUCAAAAGUCUAACAAUCAUUUUGUAAAAAAAAAAAGAAAAAAAAAUGAAACAAUGUAGGACUGAGGAGAACAAGUAAUCAAAGCACAGGCUGGCCCUGUCGAAAGAAAGUGAUUUCUCCCUAUUUUUCCAUUAUUCAUUUUUUUUGUAUUUAAUCGCAUGUUGUGAGUAUCAGUGUUAUGGAAAUAUCUCCCUGAGAUGAUUGUAGCGUUUUUAUGAAGCCGUGGACUGCCCCUGGUAGUCGGAGGAACUUAGUGGAACUAAGUGGUGAUUUGCACAAAGGCUUCCAGUUCAUGGUCACACCCAAUUCCUCAGCAUUACCUAGCAACAAUUCACUAUAGAAAAGGCAGACACUGGCUCUCGAGUUGGUUGUGUGGACAGAGAGCGGUUGGCUCACAAGCAGACGUCCCCCCUGCUCUUUACAGCAUCGGAUAUGCAUUUAUUGCCAGACUUGUUAUUAAACAAAGAACAUGUCUUGAGGUUUUUUUUCUCUGGGUUUGCGCUGUGAUGCCAGGUCUUCUGAGGAUGGGUUGGGGGGAGGGGGGCUCACGGUAUGGAUGGGAUGGACCUUGUCAGUUAAUAUGCAGCCUUCGUGUUGUAGUCAGUGUGUGGUACAAUGGUGCAGUCAAACUCCUAAGCAUGUCCUAUUAAAGUUGUAUGAUUGUACAUACUGUCUGUUGUUUUAUAAUCAUUGUAAGAUGUCUUAAAGGAUGUCACAUGAUGAUAUUGUUAUUGAUGUUAAUAUUUAUUUGGUGGCUUUUCUUUUUAUUUGGUCAGUUGAAUUGUACAUUUGUUGAAAAACUGUUUUGGAAUUUUUUUUUUUAAUUUUAUGUCUUUUUUUCUCUUUUUUUCUUAGUUUUUUCUUUCAUUCUUUUUGCUGUGUUAAAUAAAGCUUGCCCUGUCCGGCACCCUUGAA